AGUAAUUACCGUGUGAUGGAAGUAAGUAAAAAAAAAAAAAGAAAAAUAAAUAAAUAAAAUAAAAUAAAAAGCUGAUGAAAGCUAAAAACUGUCAAGGCUUUUACAACAAUGCGACAGUAAUUUAUUUCUACAAUAAACAAACAAUUGCUGACAGUAGUUAAAUUAUUCACCAACUAAUAUAAAGGAUAAGGAUACAGAAAAAGUGUUUUGGUAUUCAUAUGUUGCAAUGAAUCUCUGGUACGUAAUUUAUGGGGCCGCUAGAAAAUUGGGAUUAUCGCAAUCCGCCCCGCACGGGCUUUCUUUAUCAACUGAUUGAUGAUCAAUGGCUUUAUUUGAGAAAAAACACACAAAUAAAGUGUUAUUAGAUGAUACAGAAACAUUGACGAGCGUAAUUGAAAAUGCAAGAACUAUUGAUGGUCAUACGGAAUACGUAAUCAGAACGCAGAGAGGUCCUUUACCCGAAAAAUCCUGGCGUGUUAGCAGACGAUACAAUGAUUUUGUCCAACUCAAUGGAGUACUUUCUGCAUCGGGCUUGGACCUGCCUUUGCCACCAAAAAAAAUUAUUGGUAAUAUGGAUGUAGAAUUCAUAUCACAACGACAAAUCGCCUUGCAAAAUUACUUGAACGUCGUACUAAUGAAUCCUAUAUUAGCUUCGUCGUUGCCUAUGAAGCAUUUCCUUGAUCCCAAUAAUUAUGCCAUUCCACUACAUGAAAUAGCAUUGCAACAAGUGUCUUUAGCACUGAGAAGUGAUGCUAAUUUUGAAAUCGGAAAGCCGAUAGCGGAUAUGGGAUGGAGAUUAAGGAAACACUAUUACACUGUUAAAAAUCGACAGAAUGUGAAGCAGGAACUGCUUCUAGCUUGGGUGGAAUUCGGACCUGACAAGCACUUACACGACAGAGACAUUCACGGAGUAUUCAAAAGUCUCGUAACUUUGAAGCAUCAUUGCAUCGAGAGUAUAGUUCAUCAGCACGUGUCAGAAAACGGUGCUCUGACAAUCAGAAAUUUUUAUAGCAACGGUACCCUGCGCGAUGUUCUCUGCAAUUCGAAACCAAAGCAACCGUUCAUCAAAAAAUACGGUAAUCCAAAGCAGCCAAAGUCACUGACAACAUCGGAAAUUGCGACGUACGCGUACCAGAUUCUUGAGGCAUUGAGUUAUCUCGCAGAAAAGGGACUGCCUUACGGACAUUUACACACCGGAAAUGUUCUUAUCACACCAACAGGAGCUAAAUUACUAGAUAUAGAAAAUGGAUUGUUAGGUUUACCAGCAUUUUAUCGUCCUUAUGUUGUUCAACGGCGAAAACUCCAUGCUACCACUCAAGUUGACGUCUAUUCCUUCGGUCAUGUCUUGUAUGAAAUGGCUUUUGGUAGACCGCUUUUGGAGGCGACUUGCACUGACAUUCCCUGCUGUGAUGUUCACCUGAAAAAUCUUUUGGAAGUGAUACUUUCGCCUGAAGCACUGAAACAAGAUCUUCCAACUAUUCCUCGACUUAUAGAGCAUCCGUUUUUUGAGAAUCCUAGACGUGCUUCUGCGUUAUCAGCAGGUAGUAUUGAAAAGCCGCACUUUAAAUUAAGUAGUCAUCUUAAAGAUGCUCUGUUGGAAGCAGCCAAUAAGGCGGAGCAAAGACUGAGAGAUGAACAGAAAGUUGUAAGGCAUCAAAAGAGACUUGUGAAGGUUCAGGAAUUGAUGAGUUCAGAAGAGGAGAUGAAAAAACGAAAACAAAAAUUGAAAAAAGAAACUAAGUUGGCUCAAGAGCAACAAUCAAGUCAACUUGCUGCUAGUGAAGUUAAACAAAUAAAUGGCAAAAGUCCAGAGAGGUCUGAUAGUCCUACGAGUACAUCCACGACAACUAGCGUUGGUACUUUUACGCCUCCGUCACAUGGUUUUACGAAAAUAUCAAGCAACGCAACGUCCGUAAAAAAUAAUGAAAAAAAUAAUGUGCCAUUCACGGAAGCAUCUAGUGGUGCUGUAGAUACACCAAGUUCAGGUGCGAAUGAUCGGUCUGCCUUAUUAGGCAGUAUAUGUAACUUUAACAAAGCUAAAUUACGCAAAAUUACUAAUGGAAAUAAUUAGCAUUUUCAU
Molecule: messenger RNA, 2080 nt
Organism: Microplitis demolitor
Lineage: Eukaryota; Metazoa; Arthropoda; Insecta; Hymenoptera; Braconidae
Product: PX domain-containing protein kinase-like protein
Exons: 5
Coding region: 323-2071 (582 amino acids)
Biological process (GO): protein targeting to lysosome; endosome to lysosome transport; protein phosphorylation
Cellular component (GO): early endosome; extrinsic component of endosome membrane; late endosome
Molecular function (GO): phosphatidylinositol binding; protein kinase activity; actin binding
Source: RefSeq, a predicted model, not a curated record